Molecule: messenger RNA, 1268 nt
Organism: Arabidopsis lyrata subsp. lyrata
Lineage: Eukaryota; Viridiplantae; Streptophyta; Magnoliopsida; Brassicales; Brassicaceae
Product: myb family transcription factor PHL11
Exons: 6
Coding region: 388-1230 (280 amino acids)
Molecular function (GO): DNA-binding transcription factor activity; DNA binding
Source: RefSeq, a predicted model, not a curated record
ACUAUAUUAAAAAGCACAAAAAAAAAAACAGGGAAAAAACGAAGGUUGACGUUAAGUGACGAAUAAUGUCUCCACUUCUCCUCCUCCAUCAUCAUCACCGCGACGACUUUUUAUGCUCCUCCCUUUCUCUCUCUCUCUCUCAGAUUUUCCUCAAAAAGCUUUCUGAUCUCUUUUUCUUCAUCAAUCAUCUCACUUCUUUCUAUUUCUCUCGUCCUCUCAUCGCUGGCAAUUUUCUCUUUACCCUAAUUCCACUCACACGCCGACCUUCGUAGUUCGAUCGCCGUUUUCCCAUCUUCCGAUCACAUCCUCCGGAAGAGGAAAUUUCCAAGUUAUUAGAUUUAUUCUUCCGCUGAUUUUCCCGCCAUUAUUUAUUGAUCGGAAAAUUAAAUGGAGAGAGUGAAUCUGGGAGGUUUAGGUUACGAUAACGGCGGAGUUAUGAUGACUAGAGAUCCUAAACCCAGGCUCAGAUGGACCGCCGAUCUCCACGAUCGAUUCGUCGACGCCGUCGCUAAGCUCGGUGGUGCUGACAAAGCAACUCCUAAAUCGGUUCUGAAGCUGAUGGGAUUAAAAGGUUUAACAUUGUACCAUCUCAAGAGCCAUUUACAGAAGUAUAGACUUGGUCAACAACAAGGGAAGAAACAAAAUAGAACCGAACAAAACAAGGAAAAUGCUGGAAGUUCAUAUGUGCAUUUCGAUAAUUGUUCUCAAGGAGGAAUCUCGAAUGAAUCAAGAUUUGAUAGCGGCAAUCAAAGACAAAGCGGGAAUGUACCAUUUGCAGAGGCAAUGAGACAUCAGGUCGAUGCCCAACAACGGUUUCAAGAACAGCUCGAGGUGCAGAAAAAACUCCAGAUGAGAAUGGAGGCACAAGGAAAGUAUUUGUUGACAUUACUAGAGAAAGCACAGAAGAGCAUACCUUGUGGUAAUGUAGGGGAAACAGAUAAAGGUCAAUUCUCGGAUUUCAAUCUCGCACUUUCGGGACUUGUAGGAAGUGAUCAUAAGAACGAAAAGGUGGGUUUGGUUGCCAAUAUUUCACACCUUAAUGCUGAUUCUUCUGAAGAUUUUCGGUUAUGUGGAGAACAAGAGAAAAUAGAAACCGGAGAUGCAUGUGUUAAACCAGAAUCCGGAUUUGUGCAUUUCGAUUUGAACUCCAAAAGUGGCUAUGAUCUCUUGAAUUGUGGGAAAUAUGGGAUUGAAGUGAAGCCAAAUGUGAUUACAGAUAGACAUCAAUAGGUCAAAUAGACACUUUCUUUAAUUAGUUUUUCCUCUUC